CGUGUUACAAGAUCUUCUUUGUUUAUUAAAGUUCCAGAUUCUACGUUAGGUAACACACAUAAUAAGACAAUGAAAAAUAUAUAUAACGGAACACUUAGCGGACUUCAAAAGUUGAUUUUAGAUUAUCAUUCUUCUCUUCAAAAGGUUAAUUCUACCAUCGUACCAGGCCUUAGUUUUAUUAUGAGCACUGAACCUUCCCAAGAUAACCGUAAGAUUGUACCCAUAGAAACAGAAGAUAUGUCUAUAUCAACCGACAAAAGUAUAUUUGAUGGUUUCUCAGAAACCAUAGAAACACCUGCCGAUAUUAAUGUAACUACAACAACUGAAGCAUAUUCUGCUACUGAGCUUACACCUGUAACUUUAACUACUCCAAUUCAUACAUUGAAUGGAUACAUUUAUUCGAAGCAGUUACAAAUAAAACCUUCUGAUUCACUGCCCGUCGCGUUAUUAGAAUUAUUCACCAAAACCCCAGAAAACAAGACAGACUUUAUGAUAUCCUCUAGUUAUGUUGGCACAAGUGCGUGGAAUCGUUUGUUGACGUAUCCUGUUAAUUCUGAAGUGAGCAUGGACCGAGAAUCUCGUGUGUCACAACAAGAAUUCGUCACGGCACCUACUAUAGCGGUCAGCGCUGACCAAGGACUUCAUCCAGCAACUGGUAAUUGGAAUCUUGGACAGUCGAGAACUUUCCAAAGAAAGGAUAUGGAGGUACCACGCAAUCAAGAGUCAUUGCACAUCGGAGAAAUACCAUCAUUGUUUAUUAAAAACCAAUCUGUUACAAAAACCCCAUUGACACCUAUGCUUUUCUUAGAUCCAAAACGUUGGCACAAACCUAAUUCUUCGACCUCUUUUGUUUCAAAACACCACGAGACACGUGGGUUGUCGGGUGUCUUAAACCAAAUGAUUCUAAAUAACCCACGAUUUUUAGGAACCUCAACUCGUCACGAAACUCGGUAUAGUCAAGUUUUUCCUGAAGAUGAACAUCAAAAUGAACCAACACAACAAGAAACUUACCGUCUUAGCCAAUAUUCUCUAGGCUUGAAAGAUGAGCCACUACAACAACCUUCUUUCUUUUUCAGGCAAUAUUUCCCUUUGUUAAACGGACCACAGCAGAAUCCAAUCUUUUUCAGACAAGCACAUCCUCUAGACGUUCAUUCACUACAAGAACAUCCUAUAUUCAUCAGACAGAACCACCGUCUAAAAGGUAAUUCGCCACAACAAAGCUCAGACUUCAAACGCGACCGUCCAUUAUUGAGUUUAGACAGUCAAUUUUCCUUCAGCACUAUUGCACCUACAUUAGGGCAUUCAGAAACUUACACUUACAGAAACGAUAACUUGUUUUUAGUACCAGGAUACAUCACCUCUAAUGAGAGGAAAUCUCUAAGAAAGGAUCAUAAUGUUAAAAAUACACAUACAAGUAGUGGCGUUACAUUAGAAAACAAGUCGUUUUUAAGUUCUAGUGGUAACUUGUCGAAUAGUGGGUUACCUGAUCCUCAGACUGAUGUUUUAGACAACCAUGGACAUUAUGUUAAAAUUCCGAACAGCAGUGUUUCUGUCGACCUAGAGGGCGCGUCUGUUUUCGCUAGUACUUUUUUUCCUCAUCUGAAUAAAAAUAAUGUCGGCACUAUAAAUCCACAGACGAACCCAAAAUACGAAGGAAAAGACGAAUAUGUUACUAAAUUAGAUACGGAACUUAGCAACAGUCGGUCUGAUCAAGAGAUUAAUUAUGGUAGUUUUAAACUAACCACUGAACACUUAGCUUAUACACUAAUUGGCUCAUGCUGUGGAUUAAGCGUAGUUUGUCUUAUUGUAAUAGCUGUAACUCUUAAAUGUCGAAAAUUGUAUGUCCGGCGGAAGUUACGACAUGUAAAGGAGGGAGACUUGGUUGCUACCGAAAUCGCUAGAUUUCAUAAUCAGUCUUAUUGUAUGCAGGAUCGAGGGGACUACAUGACACAGUUAAAUUUACCUACCAGUAGUUCUUCUAAAAGUUGUGAAUCGUGCAUAUGUAACUGUAGAAGUGAUCCUUUUACAGUUGGUGCUCGAAAUUCCGACCCCUUAUCAUUUCACUACCAACGCUACUCUAGGCCUCGAAAACUACCGUUUGGAGCGGCAUCUGCUUUACACUUCGAAACGUUGGGUAUUAAUAGUCGAGUGAAGAUUAAACGAACACCAUUUUUGCCUCAUUGCGAACAAAACAGAAACAGAUCCGGGCAUCAGAGUUGUGAAACUGUAUCUACAGACAGUCACUGUAAUUAUUCAGAUUGUUCCAGCAUUUCUGGUUCUCAGGAGUGUCCGUGUAUUAACUCAAGCGAUUUGGGUUUGCAAGAGAACAAGCGUAAUACAUCUAAUAGGAAUUCAUGGAUUCAAUGUGCGUGCAUGUUAGAUGAGAUUAAUCAGCGUCGCACAAAAACCCCUAAAGUGCCACAGCCCUCGAGAUCAAAAGAGCGUUACGAAGGUAGUCUAGCAUUUGAUAAUAAUUGUAGAACCCGGAUGUCAGUCUCCUCGUCUCACUUAUAUCGCACACCUGCUCCGUUAAGGGAAGCGCUCACUAGAUUUACUUCCCAUUGCUCUCCACUAGAAAGUUCUCAUGAAUUAAGCCAAAUAGAAACAGCAUUGUAUCCGCCUGUGUCAGGUUCAAAUUACCUGAGUAAUUCAGAUGGAGUGAUCUUCUGGUCAUCAAACGAUGAAAGAUUAAUCUGAAUAACAAAAUAGAAGUAUGUGUAAUAAUAAUUCACGAACAAUGUGUAUUUAUUCGCUGAUAGUAUGCAUUUGCAGUGUAUCUUAAGCCACACAUAUAAAAUGUCAUUGU
Molecule: messenger RNA, 2806 nt
Organism: Limulus polyphemus (Atlantic horseshoe crab)
Lineage: Eukaryota; Metazoa; Arthropoda; Merostomata; Xiphosura; Limulidae
Exons: 1
Coding region: 70-2697 (875 amino acids)
Source: RefSeq, a predicted model, not a curated record